This is a messenger RNA of Paramecium pentaurelia, 1260 nucleotides long. The record is from the annotation of a GenBank genome assembly. Lineage: Eukaryota; Ciliophora; Oligohymenophorea; Peniculida; Parameciidae.
AUGUUAAAGAAACCUUAAUAAUAACAGCCAACAAAACCAAGUACAAGAGUUCCAACAUUGGCUAAUGAUGAAAAUUAGCAACAAUAGGUUAGUCUUACUAUUCAUAAUGUAGAGAUCUGAAUAAGCCCAAAAGUAUACUCUAAAUCAAAUUGUUGGAAAUGGCACUUUUGGAAUGGUUUAUUUAGUAUCAUACAUUUAUCAUUAUAUAGGCCACCAAUUCUAUUACAGGAGAAAAAGUAGCCAUUAAGAAAGUGUUUUAGGAUAAGAGAUAUAAAAAUAGGGAGCAUUUGAUCAUUUAAGAACUCAAUCAUCCAUGUGUAAUUAAGUUGAAAGAAGCCUUUUUCACUUAAGGAGAUAAAGUAUAUAUGCAUUUGAUUAUUAGGGUGAUGAUGUUUAUUUAAAUCUGGUUAUGGAUUAUAUACCUGAUACAUUAAGCAAAGUAGUUAGAUAAUACAGAAAAGCUAAAUAGCAAUUUCCCAAUGUCUUAUUAAAAGUUUAUGGAUAUUAGAUGUUCAGAGCUCUAGCUUAUAUGGAAGGUAACAUUACAAGUUUAAAAAUUAGGAAUUGGUAUUUGUCAUAGGGAUAUUAAACCAUAAAAUAUAUUAGUAGAUCCAGCAACUCAUGUACUUAAAAUAUGCGAUUUCGGAUCUGCUAAGAAACUUCAAAAAGGUGAACCAAAUGUAGCUUACAUUUGCUCUCGUUAUUAUAGAGCCCCUGAAUUAAUUUAUGGUGCUACUGAAUAUAGUACAGCUAUCGAUGUUUGGUCUAUUGGUUGUGUGAUUGCAGAGAUGCUUAUUGGAGAGCCUCUCUUUCCAGGAGAAAGUGCAACAGAUCAGUUAGUUGAAAUUAUUAAAAUUUUGGGAACUCCAACACAAGAACAGGUCAAAAUGAUGAAUCCUUAACAUAAAGAUUUUAAGUUUCCACUCAUUAAAUGUCAUCCUUGGUAAAAGGUAAUUGAUGUUUAUUUAAAAUACUUUAGGUAUUUGCUAAAUUCAAACCAGAUGUUCAAUUUAUUGAUUUAAUUUCUAAACUUAUGGUAUAUCCUCCUAAAGAAAGAUUGAGACCAUUAGAAGCCUUAUUGCAUCCAUUCUUUAAUGAUAUAAGAUAAACAGGAUUUGGUAUUCCUAAUUAGACUUUACCAGACUUUUUUGAUUUUACUAAGGGUAUUAAAUGGGUAGAUAUUAUUUAUAGAGGAACUUUAAAUUUAACCUGAAAUUGCACCAAAAUUAUACCCAACUUGGUACCAAAAGAAAUAAUGAA